AUGGCCACCGGCAUCGGCACCAGCAUCAAAUAUCCCUUCGUCUGGCUCUGCUGCGGCUUCGCUGCCCUGGGAGCUUGUUUGUACGGCUACGAGGGCGUCUACUUCACCGGAGUUUCGACCCUCGAUGUGUUCACUCGCGACUUUGGAACGCCAGAUGGUGACGGCGGAUAUGAAAUUUCACCAGAGAACUUGGCUGUCAUGACGAGCAUGAUCAACGUGGGUGAAUUGGUAGGUUCGCUAUUAGCAGCUCCCCUCAACGAUCUGUUCGGCCGCAAGGGCGCUUUGGUCACCGGCGCUGUCGUCGUGGUCGUCGGAGUUGUAUUGCAGCUCUCUACAACCUCGAGUCGCGCCCUUAUCACAGCCGGCAGAGCAGUUUCGGGCUUCGGCGUGGGUACCUUUUCGGUAACGUCGCCUUUAUACAUGGGAGAGAUAGCGCCAGAGGACCUGAGAAGUCCGCUCCUCAUGUGCUGGCAGCUCGUCCUAUCAGUCUCGCAGAUCAUCGCCGCCGGUAUCAACCGGAGCAUUAUCCACAACAACACAAGCUUUGCAUACCGGUUCCCCAUUGGCUUCCAGUUAAUAUUUCCGCUCAUAAUAUUCGUUGGAAUCGCGUGGCUACCGGAAUCACCACGCUGUUUGCUGCGUCGUGGGCGACAUGAUAAGGCGACGCAAUCUUUAUAUACGCUGCACCAUGAUGACAAGCAGUACGACGUAAAGGUCGUGAUACAAAACAUUCAAGAUGACCUCGAUAAUGAGAGUGCGAAUGAGAAGGAGAGCGCUUGGAUCCAGCUUGUUACCGACCCUGUUGAGCGACGCAAGGUGAUCUACAGCGCCGGUGCACUAAUUGCCCAGCAGAUCAACGGUAUCCAGUGGUUCUACUACUUUGGCACCAUCUUCUCCAAAGCAAUUGGGCUGAAAGACCCAUUUCUCAUGACUCUCAUUGUCUUUAUCAUCCAAGUUUUUGUCGUUCUCGCGGCUGUGUUGCUGGCCAACAAGAUCCCACGCAGACCGCUCUUGAUGGUCACCACCGGGAUUAUGACGGUUUCUAUCUUUGUGGUCGGAUGUUUGGGUAUACCCGGCGGAAACACAAGCGAGGCAGUGGGAAAGGUGAUUAUUAGCUUUGUGAUUAUCGAGAUUGUGGCCUUUAAUUUUGCCUGGGGUCCCCUUGGCUGGACUAUCGCUUCUGAGAUGGCUGUUGGGAGAAAUCGCAACAAAAUCUACGCUGUCGCCGUAGCAUCCUUCUGGGUCACAGUUUGGGCUACAGUUUUUACCCUGCCCUACCUGUACUACUCUGCAAACCUGGGCCCCAAGACAGGUUUUGUAUAUACAGGAUUAUGCUUCGUCACGCUGACCUAUGUAUACUUCUGCGUCGGAGAAGUGACCGGGCGUAGCAUUGAGGAGAUCAACGGCUUCUUUCGAGAUGGUAUUCCUGCACGGUAUUGGAAGGAACAGCCGUUUGCUGAAGCGCAGAGGGGUCAUGAUAUAAGCCUUGUUCAAGUGCAGGGCCAUGAGAAAGUUUCGAGCCGUUGA
Fusarium sp. VM40 is the source of this 1527-nucleotide messenger RNA. NCBI's taxonomy places the organism in Eukaryota, Fungi, Ascomycota, Sordariomycetes, Hypocreales, Nectriaceae. The record is from the annotation of a GenBank genome assembly.